AUGUUGGAAAAGCAUGUUGCACCAUCAGCAGAGCUCAGACACUUGUCUCCUAUUAAAGAAGAGUCUUCAGAACCUGCACAAGAAGACUGUCCUCAUAGUCCUUUUGGAUCGAGGCAAAGUUUCCCACCAAACCCAGAGGAAAGGCCUAUUAGACCAGGACUGAGAGAAGAGCAAAAAACAUUUGAAGAUUUUGUUGAAGAACAUCUCAAAACAGACCUAGCUAUUCUCCAACACCAGCAUCAGACUAAUACACAAACCGGGGAAGCAGAGAAGAAGAAUUUCCUUCGUAAAGGAGAAGGGGCAUCCAGAAUUUCAAAGGGUAAGGACUGCUCCCAAAGACUCCAGAGGAGACGCUCUGUUAGUCCACAAAUGCUGAACAUGAAGUUCAGGCAGCAGACGCUAUGUCUCACUGAAUUUCAUCAGAAGGAGAUGUCAAAUAGGAGCAGUCCUGGACUGAAGGGUGUAGGAAACCUCAGAGACCAAAAAUCGGGCCUGGAAAACUCUCAAAAGAAGACCGUUUUUCUACAAGAUGAUUAUUUAUCAUCAAACAAUAAAGAGCAAUUCAAAGCUUUGACUGCUGAUGACAAUGCAGUCUCACUUAAAAGUAAGCACAGUGUAGGAGUCGUGGGGAAAACCAAUGGAAGCAAGUCAAGUGGAUCUGCUCUGGCACAAAGUAGAAAAAGUGUUGGUUUUAAAAAAAUUAAUGACCACAUUGUUAAAAUUUCUGAGAAAAAUGCUCUAGCUACAAACUACAGCCAGAGUGGAUAUACAUCUAAAGAAGUCAGUCUAACUGACGAGGUGAUGGAGUCACUGGCUCUUAGCGAUUCCCGCGACAGCACUACCAGUGAGGACGGACCCAGCUCUCAGUCUCAGCGGCCGUUACUUCAUUACCUCUCAAGGCACAUAGACCACAAAGAUCAGAGUUUGGAUUUGUCAGACGGAGACUACGCUAGUGAUGCCCCGAGUGAGACUCGAUUCAAUGAAGGACAGUGCACUUCUACUCCUACGUCCAGCUCCUCAAGCUUCAGCAGCGAUUCUGAACUCAAGAGCUUACAGGGGUCUAUGGCUAACUACUUCAAAAAAACAGAAGAGAGGGGGACUGACAGUGACUUUAGACAACCUUCUGUUCCUGAACCCCUCACAAAGAUGUUCCCAAAAGACAAGGUUAAUCCAGAAGACACCACUCAUGGCAUGGCACUAGAGCAACCACGUACUCCAAUCAGGUUUUGUAGAAAGAUGAUUUCAUUGUUUUUUUGUUUUGUCAUUUUGUUAUUUUGAAA
Molecule: messenger RNA, 1280 nt
Organism: Carassius auratus (goldfish)
Lineage: Eukaryota; Metazoa; Chordata; Actinopteri; Cypriniformes; Cyprinidae
Exons: 4
Coding region: 1-1278 (425 amino acids)
Source: RefSeq, a predicted model, not a curated record